GCGACAAAUACGACUUUACGAGAGUCACGUGAAAGCCGCAUUAAAUCUCAUUGAGGCGGCAGUCCCGCGUGCCAAAUCUUCCAAGAAGAACACACAGGACACGGAGAAGCCUGGGAGAGUCACAACAACCGCUCGGGGGGAAGAAAACCAGCGCGCGGGGUCUUUGUUGACUUUUUGAAGUAGUCUCUACGGAAACGUUAGCCACACCGGGCGGAGGUGGGAGCCGCAGCAGGUGCCUGAUAGCGAUAAACUUCGAGGCAAAACUCCACAGAUCAUCAGUGGAUCGAAAACGGAGCCGGAGAAACUCAUUUGAUCACGUUGUUGCUUUGGAAAAACUUGGAAGGCGCAUGGGAAUGUUUAUUCCCAGCUAGAACUUUUUGAAGUUGUGUGUUCGCAGGAAAUAUCAACCUCCUAUUCCGUUUUUUCCCUUCAUCCCGUAAACAUGGAGAGUGAGCGUUCAAGGAAUCGUACUCCAACGACGUCACUCGUGCACCUAUGAAAUAUUGGCAUUUUUGGAGUUGGAUAAAAUAGAUUUAAUCAACUUUUUCAGCUUGCUACUGGAGCAGAAGACACCAUGGAGAAAAGCAAGCCGACCAACGGAACGCAGGUUUUAGCCGCGAGCAGAGCUAAGGACCGAGUCGACAGACUGGAUCCGUAUGGCUUUGAGCGCUCAGUGGACUUUGACUAUGCGUCCUAUGAGGAGCUCAUGUCCGAGUAUUUGGUUGUGCUCACCCGCCGAUCUAUUAAGUGGUCCAAACUCCUGAAGGGUAAAGGAAAGGUGCAGAAGAAUGUGAAAUUGAAACGGUAUGUACGGAAGGGGAUUCCCAAUGAGCACCGCGCUUUAAUCUGGAUGGCAGCCAGCGGGGCUCAGGACCAGCUCGAGAAGAACCCAGGUUAUUACCAGUCCAUGCUGGAAGCUCAGCACGACCCCAAACUCGUGGAGACCAUCAAAACAGAUCUACACAGAACAUUUCCAGACAACGUACAUUUCCGCAAGACUUCCAACCCGUGUUUGCAGAAAGCUCUGUACAACGUGCUGCUGGCCUACGGUCACCACAACCCAGCUGUGGGUUACUGCCAGGGGAUGAACUUCAUAGCGGGUUACCUCCUGAUCAUCACAAAGGAUGAAGAAAAGUCCUUCUGGCUGAUGGAUGCUUUGCUUGGUAAAAUCUUACCAGAUUACUACACUCCAGCCAUGCUGGGGCUGAAAGCGGACCAGGAGGUUUUGGGGGAACUGGUGAAAGUUAAAAUCCCUCGAGUCUGGCAGGUUAUGUCUGACCACAAUGUCAUGUGGACCCUUGUAGUCUCCCGAUGGUUCAUCUGUCUCUACAUAGACAUCUUACCUGUUGAGACAGUUCUGCGCAUUUGGGACUGCCUUUUCUACGAGGGCUCAAAAAUCCUGUUCCGUGUAGCCCUGACGCUGAUCCACCACAACCAGGCUCUAAUUGAAAAGGCCCAGUCCCUGCCAGACGUCUGCCAAGCCUUCAAGGAGAGCGUCCGCGGACCAUUAGUGGACGAGUGUCACACAUUUAUGCAGAAAAUCUUCAAUGAACCAGGAACCCUCUCUAUGGCCACGCUGACCAAACUGCGGACGACGUGUCGAGCUCGAAUCGUCGCUGAAGAAUCCUGACCUCAAAGUGGCCUGUCUGCACCUUUAACUUUAGAACCGAGUCACUGUAAACCUCGUCUUAAAAUUCUCUCAAGAAGAGUGUCGUAUAAGCUGAUCAUUUCAAAUGAUUUAUAAUAUAUAUUUUACUUAAACAUGGAAUUAAGCACUUUAGUCCAGGAUGUCUUAGAUGCAAUCAAGGGAAUCAAAUGUUCGCUAAGAAGAACUUUAUUCUGUAAUCUUCUGUGAAUAACUUAAGAGUUGACCGAGAUGAAUUUCAAAUAGAUGUUUAGAAGAUGGUCUGUAAAUAUUCAAGUAGUUUAUACUUUAUACUGCUACUGUGCUAACCUUUAACACUUUAUUUCACUGGAGAACACUGAUUCUAGCUGAGGAUUAUGUGUAAUGAAAUGCACAGAUGAUUAAACACAGUAGAGCAAACAAUC
Molecule: messenger RNA, 2049 nt
Organism: Oryzias melastigma (Indian medaka)
Lineage: Eukaryota; Metazoa; Chordata; Actinopteri; Beloniformes; Adrianichthyidae
Gene: grtp1a
Product: growth hormone regulated TBC protein 1a
Exons: 8
Coding region: 575-1630 (351 amino acids)
Source: RefSeq, a predicted model, not a curated record